AUGCUGGCACGAUUCUACUCAUCAACGCCAAUCAGGCCUAAGUCUCAGCCGCCAUCUCGUCAUGCAUUGUUGUACAGCAGGUGGGCGAGGCCGGUAGGUAAGGUGCUAAUGCUAAGCAUCGGAUCGUAUUAUUCGUUAAUGUAUCUCUGGGAGUACUUGGAAAAAAAAGAGCUGGAAUAUGAAAAGUUAAAUAGAGUCUGA
Molecule: messenger RNA, 201 nt
Organism: Torulaspora globosa
Lineage: Eukaryota; Fungi; Ascomycota; Saccharomycetes; Saccharomycetales; Saccharomycetaceae
Exons: 1
Coding region: 1-201 (66 amino acids)
Source: RefSeq, a predicted model, not a curated record